Molecule: messenger RNA, 3703 nt
Organism: Schistocerca piceifrons (Central American locust)
Lineage: Eukaryota; Metazoa; Arthropoda; Insecta; Orthoptera; Acrididae
Product: beta-galactosidase-like
Exons: 12
Coding region: 5-1924 (639 amino acids)
Biological process (GO): carbohydrate metabolic process
Cellular component (GO): vacuole
Molecular function (GO): beta-galactosidase activity
Source: RefSeq, a predicted model, not a curated record
CACGAUGUGGCUGCGCGCGGUUGUGCUCGCCCUGCUGCUACAGCUUGUGAGGCCACAAGAUGCAGAGGAGACAACGGUUGCACCCAGAUCGUUUACCGUGGAUUACGAGAACAACACUUUUCUUCUGGAUGGAGAACCCUUCCGCUACGUAGCUGGCUCCUUACACUACUUUCGUCUGCCUCACCCCCUAUGGCGAGAUCGACUAAGAAAGUUGCGAGCUGCUGGUCUCAACGUAGUUUCAACGUACGUUGAGUGGAGUCAGCAUGCUCCGGAACCUGGGGAAUACAUUUUCAGUGGAGAUCUUGAUCUUUUACAUUUCAUUGACGUUGCACAAGAAGAGGGUCUGUUAGUGAUUCUCCGAGUUGGACCUUAUAUUUGUGCAGAAAGAGAUAUGGGUGGUCUACCAUACUGGUUGCUUACCCUCAAUCCAGAUAUCAGGCUGCGUACUAGUGAUCAAAGAUUCCUAAAUUAUGUGGAUGGUUGGUUAAGCUACCUAUUGCCACUGGUAGCUCCAAAGUUCUAUGGCAAUGGAGGACCUGUUAUAAUGGUCCAGGUUGAAAAUGAGUAUGGUAGUUAUCCAGCAUGUGAUUUUACUUACACUAGCUGGCUGAGAGAUAAAUUCAAACAGUAUGUUAGAAAUGAUGCACUAUUGUUUACAACAGAUGGAAGUUCAGACAUCAUGCUGCGAUGUGGAAAAAUACAAGAUGUGUAUGCAACUGUUGACUUCGGUGUAGGUUCAAAUGUGGCAUCUUCAUUCAGUGCUAUGAGGCGUCAUGAACCACAAGGACCUCUAGUUAACUCAGAGUUCUAUCCUGGUUGGUUGUCUCAUUGGGGAGAAAGUUACCAAAGAGUAAAUACAGGUGCAAUUGUGACGCGCCUAGAGGAAAUGCUUGAGAUGAAUGCUUCAGUUAACUUUUACGUCUUCUUUGGUGGCACAAAUUUUGGAUUCACCUCAGGUGCAAAUUAUAAUGAUAGAUAUGAGCCACAGCUGACCUCAUAUGAUUAUAAUGCACCACUAAAUGAAGCAGGGGAUCCAACUCCAAAAUAUUUUGCCAUACGAGAAAUGAUAGGACAGUAUUUACCUCUGCCAGAUAUUCCAUUACCAGUUCCUUCAGAAAAGGGGGAUUAUGGUACUGUGACUCUGUAUCCAGUUGCUGCUUUAUUGAGUGAUCUGUUACGGGAAACACUUGGAAAAAAGUACAAAUCAUCAUUGUAUCCUAAGACAUUUGAGCAAUUAGGGCAAAACAGUGGUUUUAUAUUAUAUGAAACAAUAAUUCCAGAUGAUUUAAGUGAUCCUGCACUGCUUGAUGUACCAGGAGUGAGAGACAGAGCAAUUGUUCUCAUUGACAGGAUGUUUGUCACAGUUCUCAGUCGUGCUCAAGGGAUAACCUCAGCAGCAUUAUUAGCCAGACCUCGUAGCACACUACAGCUGCUUGUAGAAAAUCAGGGAAGAAUCAAUUAUGGGUCAGAAAUGAAAGAUUUUAAGGGCUUGGUGUCAAAUGUCACUUUAAGUGGAUACCUUCUUACCAACUGGAAUAUCACUGGAUUUCCUCUCAGUAAUAUAUCAGCUGUUCAACAGUUAGAUGCAGCAACAGAGGUGUCUUCAGAACCUUAUUUUUAUAGAGGUUACUUCACAAUUCCAUCAAAUGAUACAGUACCAAAAGACACUUUCCUGGAUGUUUCUGGCUGGCACAAGGGUGUAGCAUUUGUCAACGGCAACAAUUUGGGUCGCUAUUGGCCCAUUGAAGGUUCUCAAGUCACUCUGUAUGUACCUGCCAUAUUUCUUCAGCCAUAUCCUAAAACAAAUGAAAUUAUUUUAUUUGAGCUGGAGCUACCCUCACAAAGUAAGCAAGUCAAGUUUACAAAGGAGCCAUAUCUUAAUAAAGAACCACCUAAACAAGGAAAAGUAACUCCUUGUCAUUGAUGUAACUUGGUGAAAUUAUUAGGUUUCCUCUUGACUGUUGACAAUGAAUGUCAUUAAACUGUAUCAAUAUUGAUAAAUUAUAUAGGACUGGUAACUGAGAAGGUAUUUAAUUGUAACAGGUGAAUGUGGUCACUGAUAAAGACUUUUGUUAUAAAUAUGUUACACUUACAUAGUACUUCAUGUAAAUGAUUUUCUAUCAGUAACACCAAAGCUAACGUCAGUACAUUGUGUUUGCAAAGUUAUUUUAUCCAUGUUGGAUGUAGUGAACACUGUGGCCAUUCAAGACAGUUGGUGAAUGAUGUGUGCAGCCACAAAUACUUUUUAAUAUUUUAUUUAAGUGCUAUUACCAGUUACAGUCUACCAAGCACACCUUCAGAUGGCUAAUAUUUUCAGUUACAUAAAUGAUCUGAUCCAUAGCAUGUCAUCUGCUCCUACACUACACAAGAAUAUUUGAAUACUGUAUAGGUAGUUUCAUUGUUAUGAACAUGCUUAAGUGGUUGCAUUUCUUUAGAUAUAAUGUAAAAUAGUUAUAUUCACUUACAUAAGUUCCAGUAGAUAGUGAUUUGUUUUGUUGGGGUAAGAGUGGUUUUCCAGAUCACUCUCUUUGUUGUUCAAUUAGAAACAGAACACACAUUGCAAAUAAAAGGCUCUGGCAUGCUUCAUAAUAUUCUUAAUGUCAGUGCUAAGCAUCACACAUGUUAUACACUUGAUGUUUCUGUUUACAAUGCAAAGGUUAUCAUUAAGCAAAGAUACAAAGAUAGUGUUCAUUUUCAGUUGACCAUGGAUAUAAACAGAGGAAAUAUGAUGUAGGAUGUGCAAAGUGCAAUAUUUUAAUAACAUAAAAAUGUUUGCCCUCUAUGAUUAAACUGAUUUUAAAAGUCAACAGGACAAAUUGUUUUCGGAAUUUCAAGUAUGUCAUCUUUUUUUUUUACUUAACUUUCAGCAGAAAUUUUGAUGAAAUACUUCAAAGACAACUGAUUGCAUACUACAAUUUAGACACAUAUGUACAUUCAUUUAUAUAUACAGACAUCUGCUUAAAAUGACUGUUUAUAAAUUAGUUGCAGGAAAUACAAAAUUAAAAUGUUGGAGGGUGAGAAGAGAGCAACAAAUUUGUUCAUCAUACUAGUUUAUAUUUGUACAGUUUUACACUGAUAUCUUAAACAGGUGGCCCUGAAAAAUUUAAUUUCCAAAUGUUUAAUGUUAUCAUUGGCUUAGAGACCUGCAAGGCUGCUACCCACUGCUAGGCUAUCUGGCUGCAUAUAGAGUUUCUUGUUUAAUGAGAAAUAGUUAUGGGCUAGAAUUAAUUCUAAUAUCUCUAUGGAUUUGUAUAUUUCUGACUGGAAAAGCUAUUUUUUAAUCACUAAAUUUCACUUAAUUAUUUCAUUAUUUACAUGGACAAGGAUAUUUGUGUACAAACUCUCAAUGCCCAUGAAUGCAAAUCUGGCACUCUCUGGUAUGCGCCCAUCACUUAUGUCAUUAUUUCUCAUUAAAAAAGAAAAUCUAUAUGCAGCCAGAAAGGCUAGCAAUGGGAAGCAAUCUUGCUGGAGUCUAAACCAAUGUUUCCAUUAACCAUUUAUAAAAUAAAUUUUUCAGAUUCACCUUGUUAAGAUAGCAGUGUAAAAUUGUAUCAAUAUAAACUAUCAUAGUGAACAAUUGUGUUGCUCUCAUCACACCCUCCAACUUUUUAAUUUUGUAUUUCCUGCAACUAACUUACAUAUGGUCAUGAUAAGCAGAUAUCUGUAUCUAUAAAUGGAUGUACAUAUACAUCUAAAUUAUAGU